Rhopilema esculentum is the source of this 6321-nucleotide messenger RNA. RefSeq lists its product as uncharacterized. NCBI's taxonomy places the organism in Eukaryota, Metazoa, Cnidaria, Scyphozoa, Rhizostomeae, Rhizostomatidae. The record is from RefSeq and is a predicted model, not a curated record.
GCGCUAUAAUAUUGCGCGUGAUAAACUAACGGUCAAUAUUGAUCAAUAAUAAUCUAGUUAUUCUAAACUGCGAUCGAAGGCAAUAGUUGACCUGGCGAAUUUAACAUUAUGCCCUUGAAAAGAACGACCAAGAGUCAUUGAAUAGUGAAGCAACGUUCAGGCCCAAUAAUGGAGAACAAGUACGUUAUCAGCCAAGCUGCAACUGCAUAUGGCCCAGAGUCUGUCAUUGAUGAAAGCAAAUCAGAUGUUCCAGUUAAUAUGGGUUCGGAUGCUCUAACAGCCCCCACAAGAAGACAAAUGAAUUCAGUUAAAAAUCAAUUUGAGGCCUGGUAUGAGAGUCUGAACCCAAGCAAACACAUUACACAUUUGUCAAAAGCAGAGCUGGGUGAGAUUGUUAAAAAUUUCUACAUGACAACACGUAAGAAAGAUGGGAGCCCGUACAAGUUAUGCAGCUAUUUAGCUAUUAGGCGUUGUCUUUCAUUGAUUUUCCAGUUUGACUAUGGUCUUACCCACGUGGACAUAUCAUGUGAUCCAGAGUUCCUGGAUGCGAAUGUCGUGUUUAGCCAGAUGAGCCAUUCCUUGCGAGGGCGCGAAGAGAACUUUGGCUUGACGGAGUCUUGGCGCUUGACGCCAGAAAAGUUGAAAAAGUUAUACACAGAGGGACAGCUAGAUUUUUAUAACUCACAGAAUCCAAAGGUACUCUUGCAGACAGUUUAUUUCUACGUUUGUUACUAUACAGGGAUUGGCAAGUUAAGUGUCAUGCGUCAAGUAAGUAUCAAUGAUGUCCAGGAAGUGACUGAGAAUGGAAGAUUAAUUGCAUUCAACUUCGAUCUAAGAAAGUAUUUACCAACCGAAAGAGGAGUAGGACCGUUCACCAUAUACGAAAUUCAAGGAAAACCUUGGUGCCCUGUUUUAACAAUUCGCGAAUACCUAACUCAUAGAAACAGGAGUGUCCUUCCCUUUUUUCAAAAACCCCUGGCAAAAGCUCAGUGUUUUGGCACACAAGUCUGGUUCAAGAAAUCGCGUUUCAAGGAUAUUUACCCUCUAGCUAAUAUGUGUCGCGAGGCAAAUAUAGACCCACCAUUGACCUCAGGUUGCUUCAGCAAAGCGCGAAUCAGUGCGGAGAUUCGUUACGAGAUGUCGUUCAUCUACGCAAAAUUAUUCCCACAAUGUUUCAGAUCUUCUGAUGAGUUGCAGGCCAAAGUAAAACAGAAUGUUGUUAAGAGAAAACGUAUGCGAAAAGGUUCCCAUGCUAAUGCGCAAAUGUUUCUUACCAGCGGCGAACGCCCAAGUAUUGCUAUUAGCUCGGCACCUUUUUCGUCACUCGCGGCAAAUGAUAAAAAUAGUUUCAAUAUGGCUGAUGCUGAAUCAGCUCCUCCGUCGAUGGUUGUCAGCCGACAUUACCAGCCAAUAAAUCAUGCUUUAGCCAACGGUGAAGGCCAAUUUUCACAAACAAGUGAAAUACCAACGAUCAGUGUUACGAAUGUUUUUUCCUGUAGAAAAAAUGAUCAUCUCGCCGCAGCAACGCAACCGCAAGACUCUGUUAAUCUUGAUAAACUACCAACGCUUAUGCCGGUGCACUCUGCAGCUCUCGAGAAUAUUAGAGAGGCAAAUCAGUCUCCCGCGAAUAUUGACCAGUUAAAGGGAAAUGUGAUUGCGAUAAGUGAUGACAGUCCUGAAGCUAAUAAUGGCUUGCCACAGGACAAAUCGUAUUUAGGGCUGCGAGACUUGCCUCAGAGUUGUUACGUUUCGCAAGAAACUACGCGACAUACGGCUGUUAACGGAGAAACACCGAAAAAACCCACAGAACAAGCGCCUACCUCUGAUUCGACGAUGCACUUCAGCCGGGAUGUUUCUGCCCCGCCUCCUGCGCCUUUGUCACUGGGCGGUGAAAAUUCGCGUUACGAAGUUGCGCCGAAAAGGCCCAGAUUCAACAACACAAGUUAUACGUUUUUGCGUGAAAUAAGUGCAAGUGCUCGCGAACAAGGCAAAGGGGCCGUUAUGCUCUUGCUGUCCUUGCUUGACGACAUUUCAAAUAAUAGGGGAAAGGAGCUCUUGACAGAUAUCCUACAAGAAAUGAAAGUCAUCUAAUGCUUUGGUCUUCCUCGUCCGUUGUGAAAAUUCUCUUUAAAAGACGAGCUUGCAAGUCCAGAGCCUAGUCUAAGUAAACAAAACAUUGUUGUGUUCCACGGUCAGGAGUUACAGAAUAAAUUGGUCGUGGGCGGUUGAAUAAUGUUAGCAUGUUCUGUUUUAUAAACGGAUACGUAUUUACAGAGAAACCUUUAUAUGUUAUGUUUGGGUGACGUAUAUCCUUAAGUUCCUAGUCAUUAUCUACAUUCUGAUUCUUCGGUUAAUCAAUUAGAACUUGCUAGGAUAUGCACAAUGUUGAUGCGGCAUGUAAUUAUUCGUGAUUACCUUAAAGAGAAUUAUUCGUGAUUACCUUGCAAAUUAUUAGCUCGAUAAUGUUAUGUUUUACGGAAGAAAUUUUCUAUCGGUAGCUUGAAAAUUGUAAAAAUAAACUCCGCACAAACAUCUCCCAUAAAGAUAUCUUGUGUAAAAAAGUAUCCUUCUUUAUGGUACGGUCUUAGUGAUAACCACGUGGAUUAUUUACAAAGAACCUAGUGCCGCAAUGAAUCUAGCCUCUCCCGCUGACCUCAUUUUGCCCAAUAUAUAAGCAUGUAAAUACAAAACAAUCUUCCGGUCAUUACGUUUGAAAGAAGCUGACAAUUCUGAAACUUUACGAGCCAGUCCAAAGUAAGGGCUUUGAUAUCAUCAUUUUAAAUAUUCUUACAGUCAAUGCUCAAUGGGAUGGUAUAUGUAAGAAUGGAUUUUCACCCAUGUAAAUCAGGGAUCCCAACAUAUGUUUAGCAAAAUAAACAGACGGUAUCGACUGAUUGAUUAUAGAGUCUAUUGCAGCCUAUAGUUUUUUAUUUAGAUGUUACAAGUCCAAUUUUAAAAAUUAAUAUUUUUCUGAAAUCCUUUUUGCUGUAAUCUUUGAAAUAUCGAGAAUAUCCGAGUCGCACAAGUUGACGCUCUAAAUUUAAAAACUGAGUUUUUGUCUAGUAAAAUGACAAAAAGCGUGUACUGUUCUAGUCUCGGCUGUUCUAGAAAGGUUUGCUUAUGUGGACUUUUGGCAAUUGAUGAUCAUCAAGUUUUAUAUUCCCUGUAGGACAUUUGUUUCUGUUGGUCAAAAUUCUUGAACAAUGGUACUUAUCUUCAUAAUUUGAUCUCCUUGGAUGUUAUAUUUUGAUUUCUCCCGCAAUUCCCUGUUUCAUCUUAUCUAGCAUUCUAUGAAUUCACCUUCGACAUUGGUUACAUUUGCUAGGGGUCUUUCAAAAUAAGCGAGCGCCCAGACUGCCUGGACUCACGUCUGUUUGGCUCCCUGCAUGUUUAUCAUAGCACUGAAUUCACCUACAAUCUUAGAAACGCUGUCAUAAAGAAUCUACUAAAUCUUGUCAUCUUAAUGUACGUAUUUCAAGCCUCAGUAGACAUACAUUUUUCAAUUGUAAAUUAGUAUGUUUGUUUACCUUUUACAAUCUUCAACGCAAUAUGCACGUAUGCACAUUGUCAAUUUUAGGCAUUGUAUAGAGUUUCGCAAAUGUCAGCGUUUCAGCAUUCUGUCAGUGUUGUCGUUUACUGAGAUUUUGAACAGAGAUUCCAGUUGUAACAACAUCUUGUCUCUCUUUUGUUAUGGCUCUGUUUUGUUACCUAUUGCGAGGGGUGUAUCACUCCACGGGAUUUUUUCGGAUUUAAAGAUCCAUUGAUUUUAGGUUUCGGAUUUCAGAUUUUUAGAAAAUUCUUCAGAUUUUUAUAUAUUUGUUUGCCUUAACUUCUCCUUCCUUCAAAACUUUAAAGAAGGGGGAUUUAGCUUCAUUAUACCUCCUCGCUUGACAAUUCUGAUAUCGCCAAAUGUUAGUUGGCACAUUUUAUUGAUUCAUGCAGUUCUGUGGAAAGAACUUAUCAAAACAUAAGUAAUUUAGCCAUGUCCUUUAUACCUAAAAACAUAAAUUAACGAAACAACUAAAUCAAAAGCAUAACAAUAAUGCAGGGUGGACAGGGUGUCAAAACACUCAGCGCACCUUUAUCGGGAUUCUCAAGAUAAUGCUGAUAUUUGAUUUUAUUUGACGCAUACCAUUUGAAUGUACGUUCUGUCUUCAUUCCAACGAUAUCAAGUUCUGGCACUUUCAUUGAAUUUUAAAUCACUUAAUGGACCUUUUAGCUAUUCCACAAAAGAGUCCGGAUUGAGUCAUCUUUUUAUACAAUGGCUCGACUGGGUUGCGUUAGAGUUCUUAGAGCAUAUAUCAUUUUGUCAUCUUAAAAUGCUUGAAAAUCUUCAGCUAUGAUUUGGCUCUAUUUCCAUGGUAGCUCUUGUCCUUUUAUUGCCCUUUAAGCACGAAAGUUAAAUAUUCUUCCUAACAACGACUUGGAGGGAUCAUCUUCUCUCCUAAAGAGGCACAAUUCUCCAGACUUUCCGAUAUUACGUUGCGGCAUGGUUGCGCAUCUGCGGUGUCGAGAUAGUAUUUUGCGAAUUCAAGGGUUGGUGGCUCUGUUCACUUCUUUUGUCGUGGAUGGAUUUAUUGGUGCACAAAAAUAAAGGGACUGGAACAAGAACUCCUGUUACCAAAGAUGACUGCCAACCAGCGAGGAAUAUGACGAGAAACCAUAGAGAUAGGAAUAUAAAAACUCUAGUGUUUUUAUAUUCCUAUCUCUAUGCGAGAAACGGUAACAGCAACAACAACGGAAAGUCUCCGUAUUCACUGCACCGAAUCAUCCAUCUCAUCAUCCCAUCCAUCGUAUCUUUCGACGAUGUUUUCGAUUGAUCCAAUAGAUUUUUGUCCAAAAUGUUAGUCCGUUAUGUGAUUCAGCGCUGAUGUUGCCAAAGUUUGGCCGUAUGUCUUUGACUUUUUACCGGACAUUUCUUGGCUAUUUCUGAGUUAGAAUGGAUUUUCGGAAUUUUAUAUCCUUUGUGCAUCUCUGGAUCUCUGAAAGGGUUUUAGUGCAUUUUUGUGGAUUUUUGGCAACCGUUUGAAGUAAGUUUAUUUAAAAACUAAAGUAUUUUGUAUACAUAAAUAAGUAUCAUCUGAAUCAUUGAAUAUCUUGAGUUUCGAUCUAAAAAGCACAAUAGAGUUUGAAGAGUAAAUCUUCAGGGGAAGUUCGUUGUAGCACUUAGGUCCUUGAAACAGAAAUGGUUUUCUCGCAGCUUCAGUUCUUUAGUAGUGGUAAUCGAAGGCCUGUGUCAUUAUUUCUGGUGUUGUGGGAUUGAGUUCGUAUGUUAAGCAGAGAGACUUUAGAAAAUUUUUAUUCUCAGAGAACAUAGUUUAGAGAACUAAUAAAGACUUAAAAAGUUUCUGUUCGAUAACAGUACAGUUACAAACCCUUCUAUUGAUAGGUAAUUUUCAACCUGCUAGUUUUUUCCAACAAAUCUUCCAAAAAAUACGGGAGAAAAAACAAACAUCAGAAAUGGAUGAAAUUAUGGGAUUGUCCAUCGCUAAUCUUUACAGCAAAAUCUUGAUGAAUUGGCCCUAUUGAAUUUAGACUUUUCUAGAAAUUCCAUAAGAUACCGCAAUAGAAAACAGCAAAAUCGUGAAUAAGGCCAUGCGUUUUCCAACCAUGAAUUCAGGGAUGUCACUUAAGGGGGGUAUGGGGGUGGUUCACCCUCCCCCAACCACGAAAGUAGGACCUUUUCGCGGGGCAAAACUGAUUUUUCCAGGGCAAAUGUUUUCUACCAACGGAUCUGUUUUGUUGUUUUUCCUACGUAACAGAAACAAAACAAGUAGGUUAUGCUUGUAAUUUGUCUACUCCAAAAGUAAAACGAUACAGACUACCAGUGACACGAAGUAAAAAUUGCUAGCGUGAUCUUGGGUUGGAUAGAAUAGAUUUCUAAAUUGAUUCUGAUUUCCUUUCACCUUAAGUAUUACACCCAUUUCUUUGACUGUAACCAGAAGCGUGACUUUAAGAAGGAGUCGACUAUAUACGGUUUUUAUAUCUUUUUUUGUGGAUGAUAUAGGGGGUAUUGUAUAAAUUCCUGUAGGUUAUCAAGCUUAUGUUUGCCAGAUAAAUAUUAUUUCAUUGAUAAAUCUUUUCCAAAAUAUUCGACUACGCCCCAUCGGGACAUUGCUCAAGAUAUGUUGUCUAUUGUUAUUAUGAUUAUGUUGGCAUAAUUUGGGGCGGUUAAUAAAAUUUACCAUUACACUUUUCUUUAUAAGAACCAAUAAAUUGAAGUUCAGGCUGGUUGAUCUUAAUUUUUUCGAAUAUCUUAGGCUGCAUUGUUCAUAAUUUGUUCUUAAAUUUGUGCGUGAGAAAACCUUCAUUUGCCACCAU